UUGCGCUCAAUUUCGGAGUAGCAUCAGGUGUGGUGUGUUGUGCAUAACUCUACGAAAUUCGUAUUUAAUCAAAAAUAAAGUUAAACAACGCAUUAAAUACACUUAAAAAGUGUUAAAAAUGUAGUUAUCCGCUAUAAAAUCGUUAAUAAUAUUCCUUAAAUUCAUUAUUAGAGUGCCACCAUUUCGCUGUAUAGGUUAGGUUAAAAUUUGACUCUGAUUAAUAAGUUACGAUGCCUCCUGUACCUUUGGAGGGGUUACAAACCCCCGUGCAAAAUGCUGUGGUUCAAGGUGGAUUGGGUACAGCUGAAGGAAACCGUGGGGGGAUGAUUUCGCUGGGAAUGUUGAUCGAAUUUAUCGUUCAAAGAACUUAUCACGAAUUAACAGUAUUGGCGGAAUUGUUACCUAGAAAAACCGAUAUGGAACGUAAAGUUCAAAUAUACAACUUUGCUACGUGUACGAGACAACUUUUCGUACGGUUAUUAGCAUUGGUUAAAUGGGCGAAUAGCGCCUCGAAAGUCGAAAAAUCCGCGCGUAUAAUGGCGUUUUUAGAUAAACAAUCUUUAUUAUUCGUCGAAACUGCGGAUAUGUUGGCAAGAAUGGCUCGCGAAACGCUCGUUCAAGCUCGAUUACCCAACUUUCACAUCCCGGCUGCCGUCGAAGUCCUCACAACCGGAACUUACGGCCGAUUACCCGCUUGCAUUCGAGAAAAAAUCGUACCACCCGACCCGAUUACAAACGCAGAAAAACGAGCCACCUUAUUACGUCUUAACCAAGUGAUCCAACAUCGUUUGGUCACUGGAAACCUUUUGCCGCAAAUGAAAAACUUAAAAAUCGAAAAUGGAAGGGUUAUUUUCCAUGUUGAGCAUGAAUUUGAAGUUGCCUUGACUGUUAUGGGGGAUGGGUUACAUAUUCCGUGGAGAUUAUUAGAAAUUGAUAUUUUGGUUGAAGAUAAAGAAACAGGAGAUGGAAAAGCUUUAGUUCACUCGCUUCAAGUACAAUAUAUCCACCAAUUAAUUCAAACCCGUUUGGUUGAUAACCCCUCACCUUUAACGGAAGUUUAUAAUUGUUUGCAUUAUUUUUGCCAAUCGUUACAACUUGAAGUUUUAUACUCGCAAACGUUAAGACUAAUGAGGGAUCGUUUAGACGAUCACAUCCAUGUCGAUGAGUACAUGCCGGGGAAAUGUUUAACUGUAUCAUAUUGGAGGGAAUUAACUAAUAAGGGAAAAGACCCGGCGAGUAAAGAUCCACGAAGUGAAUUAGGGUACCGUUUAACAGUUCAAGUUGACACUCACGAUCCCGCAAGACCCUUAGCCGUCGUUCACGUCCCAUCUUUAGGAAACAAAGAGUGUGAAAUAGCCGAUAGAGCAAUCCGCUCCGAGUUACUCUCCAUGGAACGCCUUUUAGUCCACACAAUUUACGUACGUACAAAAAGCCGCUUGACCGAUUUAAAAACGGAACUUCAAGGGGCCCUAAAACAAGUCGAAUGUCAACUGCAAGGAUCUCCGGCGAUUCUCUCAGUCGCCGUUUUGCAACCAUGCCUCCGCGCCGAGCAGCUUCUAAUCACCGUUGAUACACACACGGGGAUGCUGCAAUGUCACGUUCCCCAAUACGACCCGCCGUUAAUUCCGGAUCUAUCCGCGUGUUUAAACGGAGAUCGAAAUCGAUUGCCGAGAUAUAUAAGCGAACUUCGUUACUGGAUCACUCAGAGGCGGUGCGAAAAAACGCUCCAACAUCUUCCAGCGAGCGCUCACGAUCGAUUACCGUUACUACAUCGGCCCGAUCAUGAGAUUGUUAAAAUUGGGAAACAUCGCAUGUACAUUCAAUUGCAUAGGCAUCAAAAUGUCGUUUUGGUGGUUGAAUUUAAAGAGAGGGAAAGUAAUCCGUGCGAGAUUGAUUGCAAUUUUUAUUUGAUUGUGGUUAAAGCGGCGAGUAUCGAGGAAGGUUUUGAAGAUGAAAGUAUUGAAUCGGAAUUACCAAAGGUUUAUUUAAAGGUUCAAUCAGUAAUUGAAUUAGACACUUUUGUUGUUACACACGGUCCAUUUACGAACGUCGAUGGAGGUGCUGAUUUAUCAGACUCAACCCCGGAGGCGGGUACUUUAAAACGAAAAGGUAGCGGAGGAUCAGAAUCUGCAUCGCGAAGAUCGAAACAACCCGCUUAUUUCAUAGCGGAAUUAGCCCACGUGGUAGCGAUGUGCGACGAACGCUUACCGUUCGUAACAUUAUCAUCGGAAUUAACGAAACGAAACGUUUUCCAUCAAGGAUUACAAGUAGAACCGAACGCAACCGGUUUAGUAUUAAAAUUAAUCCAACUUCCCGCACCAACCCCCGAAAUCGGCCAAUCAGCCGGAUGGAAUUCGUUACUAAAACGCUUAUUAAGCGUCUCAAUCCGAGUCCAUACCAGCAAAGGUAAUCAAAGUUGGAUGGUGGAGUUCGUUUUUUAUUCGACACCUUUACAAAGCACGCAUCCCAAAGAACAAGGUUCUCGUCGCCCAGUUUAUUUUCUUUACAACAUGGGUAGCGUUGAAACGAUCGGUAAAAACGUCGAUUCAUUAUUAAACGAUUGGACCCAAAUCGUUCAUUUAUACACGAUCGUUUACGAUUUAGGCGAAUACUUACAACUGUAUAACGAAAAAUACAACCUUGCAAAUUUAUUUAACGUUAAAUCGUAUAAUUAUAAUAAGUUGGUGUUGUGUUAUGGGCCGGAUAAAGGCGCUUUGGUGUCCGUUUUUUGGCAUGGGAGUGAGAAGAUGUUUAAAUUGGCUUUUGGGGCUAAUAAUAAUUCGAUUAACGCGCAUUCUUUGAUUAAGGAGCAGUUGGAAGCGCAUUUAAACGAACAUCGGAAUUUAACGCAAAUUGUGCAGUUAUUGCACGAGACUUAUGAACCGUUAAUUUCGAUUAGUAAGUUGCCGUCUAUUCCUCAAAUGGGGGUUAAUACGCCGCGUCCACAAAUACCAGUACAAACUUUCACGAUAAUGGCGCAAUCUUGUACUUUAAUACGACUCGUUUAUCAAGGGAUGUAUUGUUUGGAGUUGCGAAUCCGCGGGAGUGGAUUGGUUUCUUUAAGAGAUGGGGCUUAUAGCCGCUUCGAUCGGAGUAACGUUGUGGAUGUUUUUUUCCCAACGCAAGGUUUAAAAGCGUUUUUAUCGAAAUACGUCGAUGAGACUGCGGUUGUUCGGAGGCGAUCUCAAUCGGAGGAUGAUAACCCCCCGUCGCCGAUUCCCAUGGAAAUUGAAGGGGGGGGAUUUUUGGGGCAUCACCGCGGCCCGCAAUCUCCCGCGCAACAACGAGAACCCGGGUUAAGAUUUAAUCACCCGUUAACUCCGCCUUCUGGGUCGAAUCCUCACACUCCAGCGAGUCCGCAUACUUCUGGGAUAUCUCAAAAUCAAGGGCAUACUAAUUUCGGGUCGAGUCCCGCGACUUCUUUUAGUCCAACUUCGUUGCCUACCAAUAUUAAUCCGAGUCCAAUUCCAAUUCUUCCGCAUCCUAGCCCGAGUAAUUUGGUGGCUAAUUCUCCGUUAAAUCCGCAUGUUCCAAGUCCCGGUGGGGGGUUGCUUUCGAAUCCUUCCCCUGGGCCGGUUACUAAUUUACCGGGACAUUCCCCCGUUAGUAGUUUUAUGCAAACUUCUCAUACGGAUGGGAGUCCGUUUCCUUCCUCGCAAAGUAUGGCUUCUCCCGCUGCGUCUAAUUGGCCUGGAUCGCCGAGUGUUCCGAGACCAUCCCCAGCGCGACCUGGGCAAUCCCCCGGAAAUCACCCAAUCAUGCAUAGCCCCCAAGCUGAUCAUAAAGCAGGGGCUGGGCAUUUAUCUAGAGUUCUCCCACAACGCUCUUGGGCUGGCGCAAUUCCAACUUUGUUAACACACGAAGCGUUGGAAACUUUGUGUUGCCCAUCUCAGCAUCCUCAAGGUCUUCCUGGACCUGAGUUAGCCCCGUUGGAACGAUUUUUAGGGUGCGUUUAUAUGAGGAAACAUUUGCAACGAUAUGUACAUCAAGAACAUUAUCUAACUCCUUUAUCUGGAUCAGAACCUGGUGUAAUUAAUUUCAAAGUAGCCGAAACUUUGCAAUGCCGAAUUGGAUUAAACCCGCAACAUUUGCAAUCAUUACACUUGAAAAUCACCCCCCUGUCGGAACAUAAAGAUGUUUGGACGGGGGAAGAGUUGCAAAUAAUCGAGAAAUUUUUUGAUACCCGAGUGGCUUCGCCCCCGUAUAAACCGUUGGGAUUAGGGGGUUUCACUUGUAUGUUAAACGUCCCAAUGAACGUUUUAAAAGAUUUCGUUCAAAUAAUGAGGUUGGAUAUGUUACCAAGUCUCGCGCAACAACAAGGUUGCAAAUGGGCCGUCCAAUGGAUGUUGAGAGUCCCACCUUCUGCCCUCCCAAUCGUCCCAACGGGAAUGUCGGGUGUUCACGUUUAUAGAAAUAAAAUUUUAAUAUUUUUACAAAUAACGAGGUUAUUAAACCAACAAUACGCGGGACAAAUAGAACCUCCUACAUUAGUGCUUCCACUAGUUUAUGAUGUGACUACAAAUAUUACGCAAUUAGCGGAAAAACGAGAUCCCGGCCCGGCGCCUGCGAUUGCAGCUGCGAGUCAAUUAUUAAAACAUUUUUCUCAGUUCCAAACUAAUCACGCUGAGUGUUCCUUGUUUCCAGCUGUGAGGGAAUUGUUGGUUAAUUUGGUUUUACCUUCGGAGCCGCAACAACCAAGUCCGGGGCCUGGACCAGGAGUACCGCAGAUUCAAUCCCCCGCGAUGCAAUUAGCGCAACAAGGACAAUCCCCGUACCCGCCCGUUAAUCUGCAAAUGGGGAUGAUGGGGCCUCAAUAGUGGUUGGCGUUUCACGACCACGACGAUUACAACUUGUGGUAGUGAAUGUGUAAAGAUAUUUUUGUCUUUAAUGUACAUUUUUAUAUUCGAAUUAGUGUUAAAAUAAAAAUGUUUUUUUUUU
This is a messenger RNA of Onthophagus taurus, 4938 nucleotides long. RefSeq names its product Mediator complex subunit 14 (gene MED14). Gene Ontology annotation, cellular component: core mediator complex; mediator complex. NCBI's taxonomy places the organism in Eukaryota, Metazoa, Arthropoda, Insecta, Coleoptera, Scarabaeidae. Gene Ontology annotation, molecular function: transcription coregulator activity. Gene Ontology annotation, biological process: regulation of transcription by RNA polymerase II. The record is from RefSeq and is a predicted model, not a curated record.